GUACCUCUACUCGAUGUUUACGUUGUUUUUAUCGCUUUAAACUGUUUUGCAACUCCAAUUUUAUUCAAAAUAUGAGAGAAGAAAACACAAGCACCGGUCGCUCGUGGAGAAGCACAGGCACUGAGCAGAGCAGGUUGAGUCUACACGGUUCUCAUACUGUGGUUAAAUGCGCAGCGCCGCCCAGCAGCGAAUUAUUGUUGAUCAGUUUGUGUUCCAGUUUAGGUUCGUUCAGAGAGAUCAUGGCAGAAACCGCUCCAACAGCUGCUGCGACCAAAGCGGCCAAAAAGAAGUCAGCAGCAAAACGCAAGAAAACGGGCCCAGGCGUCGGCGAGCUCAUCGUCAAGGCUGUGUCCGCAUCUAAGGAGAGGAGCGGUGUGUCUCUCGCCGCCCUGAAGAAAGCUCUCGCUGCCGGUGGCUACGAUGUGGAGAAGAAUAACUCUCGCGUCAAGAUCGCCGUUAAGAGUCUGGUGAACAAAGGCGUCUUGGUUCAGACCAAAGGAACCGGCGCCUCGGGGUCGUUCAAGCUCAACAAGAAACAAGCCGAGACCAAGACAAAACCCAUUAAGAAAGCUGCUCCUAAAGCCAAGAAGCCCGCAACCAAGAAACCUGCCGCCGCGAAGAAGCCCAAAACCGUAGCAGCAAAGAAGCCGGCCGCUAAGAAAUCCCCGAAGAAGGUCAAGAAACCCGCUGCUAAGAAGGCAACGAAGAGUCCUAAGAAGGCAACCAAGAGUCCUAAAAAGGCAACUAAGAGUCCUAAGAAAGCAGCGACUCCUAAGAAAGCAGCCAAGAGCCCCAAAAAGGCCAAAGCAGCCAAACCCAAAGCGGCUAAGCCUAAAAAGACAGCAGCCAAAAAGAAAUAAAC
Molecule: messenger RNA, 862 nt
Organism: Labeo rohita (rohu)
Lineage: Eukaryota; Metazoa; Chordata; Actinopteri; Cypriniformes; Cyprinidae
Exons: 1
Coding region: 72-860 (262 amino acids)
Biological process (GO): nucleosome assembly
Cellular component (GO): nucleosome
Molecular function (GO): structural constituent of chromatin; DNA binding
Source: RefSeq, a predicted model, not a curated record